UGUUUCUGAAAAACCUUUCCUCUUAAACAGGUGCAUCAGUGAUGACUGUUCACAUUUUAAAAAAAUCUUUCAUCUGUUCUUCAGCUGUCACGCUGCCUAUUGGAUUUCAGCUUGAGCCACAGUGAAGAAGUGAGGUGAUAACUAACAGCUAUACAGACAUGAAAGACAGACUGACAAACCUGCAUCAGGUGCAGACUGACUCAGAGGGUUUCAGCACGGUGGAGCUGGACAACCCGUUUGAGCAUCAAGCAGCAGCAGCAGCAGAUUCUGACCAGGACCUGGAUGGUGUCCUACAGGAGGCCCAGCAGAUACGUGUGGAAAUCCAGCAGAUCCAGAAUGACAUCAGUGAGCUAAAAGAUGUGAACUACCAGGCCUUAAACAAGACCACAUACCCCACUGCAACAAAGCGGGACUCUAAUGCAAUCGGGGCAGAUAUUAAGAGCAGGGCAGAGGGUGUGCUGCAGCGGCUGCACAGGAUGAACACUGUCAGAGCAGAACUGGAGGCCCAGCACGGCAGCGCUGACCCCACAGCACGUAUAGCUCGAACACAGUACCAGUGUCUGAGUAACGCUCUGCAGGAGGUGAUGUUCAGCUACAACGACACAGAGAUGAGCCACAGGGAGGCUUGCAAACGUCAGAUCCAGAGGCAUAUGGAGGUGGUGGGCAGGGAGGUCAGCGAGCAGGAGCUGGAGGAGAUGAUGGAGGGCGAGGAGUUGAAUGUAUUCAGCGUCCAGAUGGAGGGCAAAACGGCCCGCUCUGCUUUACUACAUGAGAGUCGUCACAAAGAGCUGCUGGAGCUGGAGAAGAGGAUCCAGGGGAUCCAGGAGCUGUUCCUGGAUGUGGCUGUGCUCAUAGAGGAGCAGGGGGUUGCUGUCGAAAACAUUCAGAAAAAUGUCCAAGAUACUGAAGCCACUAUUCAGGUUGGAAUCGUCCAGCUGGAAAGAGCCACUUCAACUGAUAAAAACAACCCCUUCAAGAAGAUGUUUUGUGGCUGCUUCCCAUGUUAUCACAACUAAGUCUGAUGAGGGCCACUGGGUUUGGAUCAGGUCCACUGAUCCAUGUGGUCUAAACUGCACUACAAAAUAAACAAACAUGCCUUUAA
Messenger RNA from Lates calcarifer (barramundi perch), 1102 nucleotides. RefSeq names its product syntaxin-11-like. The record is from RefSeq and is a predicted model, not a curated record. NCBI's taxonomy places the organism in Eukaryota, Metazoa, Chordata, Actinopteri, Centropomidae. Gene Ontology annotation, molecular function: SNAP receptor activity; SNARE binding. Gene Ontology annotation, biological process: synaptic vesicle fusion to presynaptic active zone membrane; intracellular protein transport; exocytosis. Gene Ontology annotation, cellular component: SNARE complex; endomembrane system; presynaptic active zone membrane.